CCAAUAAUCUUUAGUAGGGAGUUUCUUGGAUUCCAGUAAUGGAAUCUUGGAUCCUAGUGAUGGAACUCUUUUGGUUUGUCUUAUGGAGACAAACAGGAAACAUUGUUGACACCAAGACAGAUGGUGUGAAACCAAUCUUAAGGAAGAAUAACAUCAUUGUCAGUCCUGGUUUGGAGAAAAGCCAUGGUGGCUCUUACAAAGUGGAUCUGCAACAAAAGCGCGGUUGUGAAGAUUGUUCAUCCGGGAGGGCAUGUUGAGCUGCACGACGCUCCUGUUCUUGUAGCUGAGAUCAUGAACAGGAACCCCAAGUGUUGUGUUGCACGCCCCAAUGUUUUCCAGCAGCCUUGGGCAGCUAUCCUUGCACCCGACACCACCCUCAUGCCCGGACACAAGUUCUACGUCGUCCCCAAAGGCACCGUCAGAAAACUCCAGUCCCUGGCGCUGAAGCGUUUCCCGUCCAUGGCACGAGAAAUCCAGAAACCUCAACACGACGAGGAGGAAGAGGACUAUGAAAAUGUUACUUCUUGUUUGUCUUUUCACAGGAAUAGCUCCCCCCUUGGACACACCAAGAAGGAUAGCGAUGCACAAUCCUCGUUAAGUGGAGCAUCAAGCAACUCUGCAUCGUCGUCAUCUGAGCCAAAAAGGAACUCUGCUACAAAAAUAGAGAUUGUACCUAAUAGACUUUCUUCUUUUGACAACUGGCAACCAGGUUUAGAAAGCAUUAGUGAAGAAUGAA
Molecule: messenger RNA, 736 nt
Organism: Ipomoea nil (Japanese morning glory)
Lineage: Eukaryota; Viridiplantae; Streptophyta; Magnoliopsida; Solanales; Convolvulaceae
Exons: 2
Coding region: 184-735 (183 amino acids)
Source: RefSeq, a predicted model, not a curated record